Molecule: messenger RNA, 1135 nt
Organism: Quercus robur (English oak)
Lineage: Eukaryota; Viridiplantae; Streptophyta; Magnoliopsida; Fagales; Fagaceae
Product: mitochondrial outer membrane protein porin 2-like
Exons: 6
Coding region: 139-975 (278 amino acids)
Biological process (GO): monoatomic anion transmembrane transport
Cellular component (GO): mitochondrial outer membrane
Molecular function (GO): voltage-gated monoatomic anion channel activity
Source: RefSeq, a predicted model, not a curated record
UUUUUUGUUUCUUGUUUUUUGUUAAACACUGAAAGCCGAAAGCAAAAUUAAGGGUUUAUAUAAACCCAAGACUCUUGUGUACAAAAACCCUCUUUAAACCCAAAAUCCAUUUUCCACUCUCUCUCUCUCUCUGCAAAUAUGGCGACCAAGGGUCCUUCACUCUUCACCGAUAUUGGCAAGAAAGCCAAAGACUUGCUCAACAAGGACUAUGGCUCUGACCUGAAAUUCACUAUCUCCUCCAAAAGUGACCCAGGACUGGCCCUUCGUUCAACUGUGGCAAAGAAGGGAAGUCUCUCUUCUGGUGACAUAGGAGCGCGAUACAAACAUAAGAAUGCUGCACUUGAUGUCAAAGUUGAUACAGCAUCAAAUCAGGUCUCAACAACCUUCACUGUGACAGAUAUCCUUCCAUCCACAAAAACUAUUGCUUCAUUAAAAUUUCCUGAUUACAAGUCUGGCAAGUUAGAGGUUCAGUAUCUUAAUGAACAUGCGACUUUCACUACAGCUGUUCGUUUCAACCAGUCCCCUUCUGUAGAUUUUUCGGCUACCUUUGGUACCCCCAGCAUUGCCUUCGGAGCUGAAGCUAGGUACUUGACAGCUUCUGGCAACUUUGCAAAGUAUAAUGCUGGUGUGAGCUUGGCAAAGCCAGAUUCCACAGCUUCAGUUAUCUUGGCGGACAAAGGAGAUUCAUUAAGGGUGUCAUACUUGCACCAUCUAAAAAAGCUAAAUGGAGGAGCUGUAGUGGGAGAGGUUAGUAGAAGGUUCUCCUCUAAUGAGAACACUUUAACAGUUGGAUGUUCGUAUGUGGUUGAUCAUCACACGGUAGUGAAGACAAAGCUCAACAACCAUGGCAAUCUUGGGGCUCUUUUACGACACAAGCUUACACACAAGUCCUCCCUAACAAUUUCUGGUGCAUUUGACACCAAAGCCUUAGAGAAAAACCCCAAGUUUGGGUUGGCACUCUCUCUGAAGCCUUGAACUGAUAUAUUGAUUUGAGAUAGGGGAAUUGCAAUUUGAUUAGUUUCGUACAGUUAUGAUUUGUUGAUGUGGUUCAGAAUGAAAAGAUUGAACUACUAGUGUUAUAGAUAUUUUUGUUUUCUUGAUGGCUCAAUUAGAUGCUUGAGUCACAAUUUUCAUA